CUGCAGCACCCAGAAGUGAACAAAGCGACCCGGAAGCGUUGAUCGGGCUGGAGGCAGGCAGAAAGAACAUCUAGCCUUUUUUUUCUUUUUUUUUUUUGUGUAUGAAAACUGCGCUCCCAAGACAAAACCUGCAGUCAAGAGCAAAGAAAAAAUAGAUCGUCCUGAACAACAAACACAUACAAGAAAUCUACCUCAAAAACGUCCUCUGGUUCUCAAUCUUAGGAUGGCAGAGCCUCGAUUUAACAACCCUUAUUUCUGGCCUCCACCUCCAUCCAUGCCUGGCCAGUUGGACAACCUGGUGCUCAUUAACAAGAUCAAGGAGCAACUGAUGGCCGAGAAGAUCCGACCCUUGCAUCUGCCGCCUACCUCCACCCCUUCCCAGCAGCCUUUGCUAGUGCCCAUCUCGUCCGCUGACGGCGCCGGCUCUCAGCAUGGCAUGACAGUUCCCAAGACACAGCCGCAGCAGGUGUCGGCCCACCAGCAGCAGUCAGACAUUACUUUGCAGGCCCGUUCGGGGUCUAGCUCCGGACCAGAUGGAAGUAUGGGCGACAAGGCAGCUGUGAAGGCCAAAGGAUUAUGGGAGGACUGGCACAUGAGGCAGCUGAGCGAGCAGCACACCCGCGCCAACCAUCGAUCAGGCCUGGCUCCUUCAUCCCGACCCGAAAGCCACAGCACAUCUGAGGCUCUGACCCCCACGACCCCAACCUCCAGCAGCCAGAAUCGCAUGGGUGGCGCCCCCACUGUCAACAUCAUCUCUGGGCUGGCGAGUGGUCCUGGCAUGGACCACAUGAAGGUGGGAGGCCUGGCAGGACUAUUGGGCCCCCCACCCAAGGCACCACGGGGACGAAAGAAGAUUAAAGCUGAGAAUGCGUCAGGUCCUUUGCUGGUGGUCCCGUACCCUAUACUGGCAGACCAAGGCUGUGUCACUGUGGCACCCAAAGAGGGUAAAACGUACAGAUGCAAAGUGUGCCCACUCACCUUCCUGACCAAGUCGGAGAUGCAGAUCCACUCCAAGUCCCACACAGAGGCCAAACCACACAAGUGUCCCCACUGCUCCAAGACCUUCGCCAACGCCUCCUACCUGUCCCAGCACCUCCGUAUCCACCUGGGCAUUAAACCCUACCAUUGCUCCUACUGUGACAAUUCCUUCCGCCAACUUUCACAUCUGCAGCAGCACACAAGAAUCCACACCGGCGACAGGCCUUAUAAAUGUGCUCACCCCGGGUGUGAAAAGGCUUUUACCCAGCUGUCCAAUCUCCAGUCUCACCAGAGGCAGCACAAUAAAGACAAACCGUACAAAUGUCCCAACUGCUACCGUGCCUACUCUGACUCCGCGUCGUUGCAGAUCCAUUUGUCAGCACACGCCAUCAAAAACGCCAAGGCCUACUGCUGUAGCAUGUGUGGCCGGGCAUACACCUCAGAGACCUACCUUAUGAAGCACAUGUCCAAACACACAGUGGUGGAGCACCUCGUGAGCCACCAGUCCCCUCAGAGGACCGAGUCCCCCACUAUCCCCAUAAGGAUCUCGCUGAUCUGAGCUGCCCAGUGACCAGUUUCGGUCCCAUUAGGGGCCCAUUAGGCACGAGCCUUACAGGCCCUGCAAGAAGGGCUCAUCUACAUAAGCCUUACAUGAGGAUUAUGACAGCGGACGUAAGCAUGACAACGGAAGCGCUUUUUAGUGAAUGUAAUAAUACAGCUAGAUGUUGUCCAGAGGAUGGGGUGGCAAAGAGAAUAUCUUGCGUGGGAUUUAAUAAGCACUUUCACAACCGUCAUGUAAACAGCUUGAAAAGGUUUUUGUAAAGUGUCCUCUCAGAGAGCAGAUGAUUCUUUAGGAUUACGGGGACAGAUUAAUUGGGUGUAAAACGUUUAGUUUAUUUUUUAUUUUUGCUUUCUCUGUUCCCAACUCUACCAGAUACUAAUUUCCUCUGAGAAAAAAAGAAUUGAUACAGUUGUAAAAUGUUUGCUGGGUGUUUUCUGGAGACAUCCAAAGAGAUUCUUAAAGCACUUUUUAGGCUUGCAUUGUUGAAAUCUUGUUGGAUGGGAAAAUGCCAAAGGGCAUUAUCUGCGGCAGCUAACAGCAGUUACGGUGUAGGAAAAAAAAUAGGCUCUUCUGUUGCUUCAGUUUUGUUUUACUCACAUCCUUGUGCAAGAACACGCUGACAGGGUCAUCAAAAUUUCAACAGGGGCAAUGGUAGAUGACAAUGGAAGCAUUUAAUGAUUGUAUUGUUUUAUUAAUGUGAGGAAGGAGGGAGUUAAAAAGCAUAAAGGGAAACAAAGUUCUCACGCCCACUUAAAUCCUUCACUCUCUCUUUGAUGGCACGUUGGUGAUUAAACCACAUGAUCAUCGUACCACUGCUUUUCUAAAUGACCAUUCCUCCUGCCCUUUCCGCUCCUUCAACCAACCUGCAAAUUAGUGCCAUGUGUUGAAAGCCACUCUUAGAAUAUUAACCUUGAUUUUUAGCUUCAUUAGUUGAUCUACAUUUAACUGGGGCAAAGCCAUACUGUAAUUGGUUAUUUCCCUUAUUAAAAAUAUUCAUCAAUUUUCUGAGAUGCUUAUCCUCACAAGGGUCGCGGGAGUGCUGAAGCCAAUCCCAGCUGUCAACGGGAAGGAGGCGGGGUACACCCCUGAACUGGUUGCCAGCCAAUUGCAGGGCACAGUGAGACAGACAACAGUCACACUUACAAUCACACAUAGAGGCAAUUUCGAGUGUCCAAUUCAUGUUGCAUGUGUUUUUGGGGAUGUGGGAGGAAACCGGAGUGCCCGGAGAAAACACAUGCAGGCACGGGGAGAACAUGCUAACUCCACACACGCGAGGUCGGGAUUUGAACCCCGGUCCUCAGAACUGUGAGGGAAACUCUCAAACCAGUUGCCCUACCCUGCUACCCCUACUGCAACUAAUAAUAAAAAACACAAACUAAUUUUAGUUGAGAAAGAACUCUAACCCCGUUGGACCCAAAUGUGAAGUAACUGUACAGAACCCAGUCAGGAUUUUGUCAUGAGCUUUAUCCAUAAGAAUUAACUCUUGUACUAAUAUCUUCCAUGAUGCUUAUAGUGCAUCUGGAAAGAAUUCAGUGGUUUUUUUUUUUUUCAUUUUAUGUCACAACCUUACUACAAUUCAUUUUUCCUAAGUUCUACACGCAAUGCAAUGCCCCAUAAUGACAUGAUUUAAAAAAAAAAUAAUAAUUUAUUGGCCCAAUAAUUAAAAAGGAAAUCCAAGAAAUCCCACACAUGUAGCAGCCUUUGCUUUUGGCCGGUUUCACCCAUUUGUCUCUGCAGCGCCUCUCUAGUUCCAUCAUGUUGGAUGGGGAGUGACAUUGUGUGAUGUUCAGUCCGAUUCAAGACUGGGCUUGGGCUAAGUCACUUAAAGGCAAAUCACAGAGCGGCCCUGAAGCCACUCCUUUGAUACGUUAACUUUGUGGUAGGGGUCGUCCUGCUCAAGGAUGAACCAUGACCAUAGUCUGAGAUCUGGAGUACGAUUUUACUGGACAUUGCUAAAUUCAUCUUACGCUUGACGUCUCUCCCAAUUCCUAGCACUUAAAAACACUUGUAACAAUCCUAACCGGCAUUGGCACAUAAGAUUUGGGAUUUUUUUUUUUUUUUUGUGAGGACAUCCCACAUACUCAUCCCUGAUGCUCAUCCCGCAGAUGUUCCAUACAAAAGUGGUACAAUUUAAAAGGGGGAAGAACAAGCUUUCCACUUGUAGAAGAUUAACCAGUAACCACGGCUACAACAAAUGCAGUCAUGUUCAAAAGAAUAGCAAUCCAAUGUUGACUAACCAGAUUCAUCCACGUUUUCCGUAUAUCUUUUAAUCCUACAGGUCAAACAAGUUACCAGUAGGUACAAUAAAUUCUCAGAAAACCAACAAGACACAGCAUUCAUGAUACAGUAUAUGUACUGUACUCUCAAGAUUGUGCAAGUAGGCAAUUUGCUAAAAGGGUUGUGUUAAAAAAAAGAAAUUGCGGUGCGGCAUUCAAUCAAUGAGGUCAUCGGUUUUGUGGAAAAGAGGUGGGCGCUAUUUAAGGAUGAAACUGGCACCUGUUGAAAUUUGAAUUUCUCCUUGAAAGUCUGAGGAAAAUGGGUCAUUCAACACAUUGUUCAGAAGAACAGCGCACCUUGAUUAAAAGUUUGAUUGGAUAGGGAAAACCUUAUAAAGAGGUGCAAAACAUUAAAGGCUGUUCAGAUAAAAUGAUCUCAAAUGCCUUAAAAUGGAGAGCAAAACCAGAGACACGUGACAGAAAACGGAAGACAACCAUCAAAAUGGAUGGCAGAAUAACCAGAAUGGCAAAGGGUCAGCCAAUGGUCAGCUCCAGGAUGAUCAAAGUCGGUCCGGAGUUACCUGUAAGUACUGUGACAGUAAGAAGACGUCUGUGUGAAGCUAAUCUAUUUACAAAAAUCCCCUGCAAAAUCCCUCUGUUUAAAAAGAAAAAAAAAAAAGGCAUGUGCAGAAAAGGCUACAAUUUGCCAAAGAACACAUAAACUGGCCCAAGGAGAAAGGGAGGAACAUUUUGUCAACUGAUGAGAGUAAAAUUGUUCUUUUUGGAUCCAGGGGCCGCAGGCAGUUUGUGAGCUGACCCCCAAAGUCUGAAUUCAAGCCUCAGUACACAGUGAAGCAUGGUGGUGCAUACGUCAUGAUAUGGGCUUGUUUCUCCUACUAUGAUGUUGGGCCUAUUUAUUGCAUACCAGGGAUCAUGGAUCGGUCGGCAUAUGUCAGAAUACUUGGAGAGGUCAUGUUGCCUUAUGCUGAAGAGGACAUUGCCUUGAAAUGGGUGUUUCAACAAGACAAUGACCCCAAACACACUAGUAAACAUGCAAAGUCUUGGUUCCAAACCAAGAACGUUAAUGUCAAGGAGUGGCCAGCCCAAUCCCCGGACCUAAAUCCAAUCGAAAACUUGUUUUGUGACAUCAAAAAGGUUUAUUUCUGAAGCAAAAUCAAGAAAUGUAAAUGAAUUGUGGAAUGUCAUUAAGGACUCUUGGAGUGAAAUCACAGCUAAAAGGUGCCACAAGUUGGUUGAUUUCAUGGCACACAGAUGGGAAGCAGUUAUAAUAAAAAAAAAAAACCUGUGGUAGGAUUGGGAAAUCCGAGAAAGAAAAAAGUUUGUACAUAAUAGUUUUGAGUUUGAAAAGUCAACGGCAGACCGAUUUUUUUUUUUUAAACAUCCCUUUCAACAAAUUGCCCACGUGCACAGCUUCAAGAGUGUAUAUUUCAUGAAUGCUGGCUCUGGUUGUUUUUCUGAGAAUCUAUUGCACCCACUGGUAUUUUGUUUGACAUGUUGCAAUAAAAAAUAUACUAAAAAUCUGGAUUAAUCUGGUUAGUCACAUUGGACUGCUAUUAUUUUGAACACUAAUAAAUAAUCGAUGCAUCCAUUUUCUGUACCGCUUAUCCUCACUAGACUCAUGGACAUGCUAUGCCAGCUACCUUCAGGCGAGAGUCGAGGUACACCCUCAACUGGUCGGUAGCCAAUUGCAGCGCACAAAUAAACAAACGACCAUUUGCACCUAUGGGCAAUUUAGAAUGUUCAGUCAACCUACCACACGUUUUCGGGAUGAGACCAUGCAAACUCUGCACAUGCGAGGCCAGGAUUUGAACCCCGGUCCUCAGAACCGUGAACCAGAUGUGAUUCACAGUCCUUCACUGUGCUGCCAAUUAAAAUAAUAAGUAUAGGAAUAGUAAACAGUAAUAUACCUACUUUUGGUGCAAUCUUUAGACAAAUGCGUACAGUUCCAAAUCAUUUACCAAAGGUGGACUCCAACGAAGCGACAAAAACAAUCAAGAAUAAUCAAAAGAGCAAUGGCAGGUGGUGCAUGUCACACCUUCACUGAAGACUGAGAUGACCUGAGCCACAUCUUGAUACCGCCACUAUCAUGUCAGAUUUUUAAAAACACUAAAUAAUAUACAAAACCACAAUGUAACUGUGCGUACAGAUGCAUUUUGGGAUGAAGACGAUUAUCACAAAAGCAGGAAUUAUAACGAAUCCAAUAUAUAACCUCAAAACAACUCCAAACCUCUAACAACAUUCAUUUGGAGCAUAUCUAAAAACUUUCCAAAAACACAAAAAGUUAUCAAAUAAAAUACAUAAUAAUCAUAAGAGAUGCUGAUUAAUUGUAGAUCAUUGAAUCCAUCCUUAUUUCUCUGCUCCUCAGUGCUAGUUAACUGUAGUCAGGGUUAGCCAGUUUUCGUACACAUACGUGUUAGUCUGGGAGUGUUGAAUACUUAAAUCCUUUUUGCGGGUUGAAACAAGCCAGCCAGUGACGGUGUUAGUCGGCCUGCGUUGAAAAUUAAUUGUUAAUAAUGUUUGACGUAGGCCCUCUUCUGUCAUCCAUUGUGCAUAUUGUAAGAUUAUUUAGGUCUGAUCAAUCAAUCGGAGGACAAAAAAAUGCUGACAUCAGUCAUUCUUCAUGAAAGCCUCAUUUGGUGAAUCUGGGGAAAAAAAGUAAUUGCUAGUGUGUGCGUCAUAGGACAGUAGUCCUGAUUUUGAAGGCCAUGGACAGAUUACAUUGCCAUGGCAAUACAGAAGAUGAAAUAUGAUUGAACAAAAAAAUAAAUAAAAUUCUGAAAUGCACACUACUGGAAAUUGGGCGACAACAAAAAAUGGCGAUGAAACGACAACUGUGGCGGGGAGUCUUCAUGUUGUCGUUAUGAGGUGUUGUUUUUUUUUUUUUUUUUUUUUGAGGGGUGGUGGGAAUCAUUGAAUCAGUUAUAGAAUAUGGGGUAACAAACCACAACAGAAAUAGUGAAGUGUGCUCAAUACUCUUCAGAUGUGUUGUACAUGAUGAGAUUCAUGUGACAACUUCCUCUUUACAUUGUCUUCAGUCGUAUUACAUUGACGCCACACAGUAUUUUCUUGUUUCCACCUCUUGAAGGUACUUACAUUUCCCUUCCCAUAAAGCAGGAGCCAAUCAUGUUGUGGUGGGCCGUGUCCUGGCUAGAAACGGUGCGGCCUUGGGCGACUUUUGACAUUUAGGCCAAAAGCAAACCCGCCCUCCUCACCUUUCUCACUUUGGAGAUCGUAAUGGGCAUAACGUUCAUGUUGCUGUACUGUAUAACAUUUCUCAUUUAUAUCUAUUAUUAAAGGAUGUUCUGUUUUGAGUGAGAAAAAAACUAUAACAUUCUUAUGUUAUUAAUCAUCUUUUAUAUCGGUUGUGUUAUAUGUAAGUCUUAACUGUUUUCUCAUUCCAUCUACAUUACUCUCUAUUGUGUUCUGCAGUAUUCAGUCCUAUAUAAGCAUUUUGUUUUUUCUUGUUCCCUCCUGCAUGGAGCUGUAAUCUGUAUAACUGUUUUAACCUGAGUUCUCUAAGGAAAAAUAUUGCAUAGAUUUAUUAAACCUUUUCCUGUCUCGCAUUGUGGCUUCAUAUAUGGUUUCUAGACAACAAAAUAUGCAUAACCAAGACUGAAACGUUAACCCACGGGCUGGCAAUGUUUAAAAUAAAA
This is a messenger RNA of Syngnathoides biaculeatus (alligator pipefish), 7430 nucleotides long. It is a transcript of the gene znf362b, whose product is annotated as zinc finger protein 362b. Gene Ontology annotation, cellular component: nucleus. Gene Ontology annotation, biological process: central nervous system development; regulation of transcription by RNA polymerase II. NCBI's taxonomy places the organism in Eukaryota, Metazoa, Chordata, Actinopteri, Syngnathiformes, Syngnathidae. Bases 224 to 1537 code for a protein of 437 amino acids. The transcript is spliced from 9 exons. Gene Ontology annotation, molecular function: DNA-binding transcription factor activity, RNA polymerase II-specific; RNA polymerase II cis-regulatory region sequence-specific DNA binding. The record is from RefSeq and is a predicted model, not a curated record.